AUAUUUACGUGGACUAUCCCGGUAGUAAAUUCGUUUCUGAAGCUUGUGUCUGUUUGUACAUUGCCGAAAAAUCCUCUGCAUGUAUUAAUUAAUUAAUAUAUGAAGAAUUAGCUCGAAGCAUUUUAAACAGCCUGUUUAUAGACGUGCAUGCAUUGCAGAAGAUAGAGCAGCUCGUUCGUGAACAGGACGCGAUUGUAUUGAUGUGGAAUUGGACCAGGUGUUAGAAUACUAAAGGAUUCCAGUCCAGCACAAGGUUUCGGGAUGAGCUUCUUCAGUUUCGGACAAAGUGCUGAAAUCGACAUAGUCCUGAAUGAUGCAGAGACGAGAAAAAAGGCCGAGCACAAAACAGAAGACGGGAAAAAGGACAAAUACUUUCUGUUUUACGACGGGGAGACAGUCUCUGGGAAAGUCAACGUUACCCUGAAAAACCCAGGAAAGAGGCUUGAGCAUCAAGGGAUCAAAAUAGAGUUUAUCGGGCAAAUCGAGCUGUACUACGACAGAGGAAACCAUCAUGAAUUUGUGUCUCUGGUUAAGGAUUUAGCUCGGCCUGGAGAAAUGGUUCAAUCUCAGACCUUUGAUUUUGAGUUCACACACGUGGAGAAACCGUACGAGUCCUACACAGGGCAGAAUGUAAAAUUACGCUAUUUCCUGCGAGCGACCAUCAGCAGGAGACUAAAUGACAUCUGCAAAGAGAUGGACAUUGUAGUGCAUACACUCAGCACAUAUCCAGAACUCAACUCCUCCAUAAAGAUGGAGGUGGGAAUUGAGGACUGUCUACACAUUGAGUUUGAGUACAACAAGUCCAAGUAUCACCUGAAAGAUGUGAUCGUAGGGAAGAUCUAUUUCCUGUUGGUGCGAAUUAAGAUCAAACACAUGGAGAUUGAUAUUAUUAAACGGGAGACAACAGGGACGGGGCCGAAUGUGUACCAUGAAAACGACACCAUUGCAAAGUACGAGAUUAUGGAUGGAGCACCUGUGCGAGGCGAAUCCAUCCCCAUCCGUCUUUUUUUGGCCGGGUACGAGAUGACGCCGACCAUGAGGGAUAUUAAUAAGAAGUUCUCUGUUCGUUAUUACCUGAAUCUCGUGCUCAUUGAUGAAGAGGAAAGGCGUUACUUCAAACAACAGGAGAUUACGCUAUGGAGGAAGGGGGACAUUGUGAGGAAAAGCAUGUCCCAUCAAGCUGCCAUCGCCUCCCAGCGCUUCGAGGGUUCGGCGAGCGCAGAGAAAGCCCUCUCUCAAGCUAAAGAGGAAGACAACUAAACCUAACCACCUCUUCUCAUCAUCUCAUGUGUGUAUGCGGCAGAGAGAGAGUGUGUGUGUGUACAGAUUUAAAGAAGCUGUGCGCUCCCAAAAUAGACGGCAAUGUAAACCUGAUAUUUCACAUUCCUAAACACACCGGUUUAUGAUCAACAAUUCCUAAGUAGCUUUUAAAAAGGGAUUAAUAUAUGAAAAGCAAAAACACUUAUUUUAAAAAACCACAAGUCGAUAUUUAGGGUUCCUCUGAGGUUGUUUACUUUUUGUCCGUCACCCUGGAAUUAAUUGACUGUGUAUUUUUCUGAAACAUUUCAGCACUUCAUCUAGACAAAACAAACACAUUCCACUCUCUAUAUUCCAUUUACAGCCUUUUUUGACUUCUGUAUUGAAUGUUUUGUUAUUGUAGAUUGUUUUUUUCGUAACAUAUACAUUUCAUACAGUGUUCAGUUUCUUUUUAAUGAAAUGGUUUAUAACUAAAUUAUAUUUUUAGUGAUUUUUUUAUAUAUAUACACACACACACACAGCAUGCUUACCAAUACAUGCCUUUUUACUUUUGUUGCCAUUCCAUAAAUUAUAAGCACUUGAGAGUUUUUGCCAAUGUGAUUUCAGUGUCUCCAGAGGGACCCUUCACUUCAUAUCAGACCAAACUUACAAAAACCUUUUUGCUCAGAUUCAAUAAAUCAAAUAAUUUCCCUACAGGUAUGUAGCUAAACUAAAAUGCACCUGAAUUUAAUUUUUAUUUCGUCUGUCAGAUUGUAUUGAUACAGUGAUACUUUAACAAGCUCCUUUAACAAGCUUUUCAAGUGUAUUAAAAUAGAAUUUUAAUUCAGUAUUAUCGCUUUUGAGGUUUUGGUACGAUGAACCGAAAUGUUUGUCGUUGUCGGGUAACACUUUACGAUACGGUUCAAAAUGCUAACAGUUAAAGGUCUCAAGAACUUGAAAUUAAACGUAAUGUUUAUUUAUAAACGAAUGAGCUGCUUAUUUGUUAGUUUGUGUUGGUUAAUGCAACAUUACAAAAGUUAACCUGUUUAAUGUAAAAAUUGACUAUCGUUACGUUAAAGUUAACUUAAAUCAAGAUUAAUAAAUGUUAAAGGAUUUUUAUUGUUAGUUCAGUGUAACAAACUCGCAGAACAACCUUAUCUUAAAGUGUUACUAAGUCAUUGGCCGUUCUAACGCUUGUUUCCUGUCAAUUCUAGAAUUCAGGUGGCAUUAAUGUCUUAUUUUAGUUCUCAUUUUUUUUACCAACACUGGAGAUCAGCUCAUAUUACACGUCACAGUUCUAACCAGUUACUAACCAAUGCGUACUUUAAACCUUAUAAAUCUUUGACCGUAACAGCACAGCUUAGCAAACGCUGAAGAAGUGCGUGAUCAGGAUGAGAAGCAGAUGUGUUAACACUCAGAGCAGCGUAAGGGAUGCAUGUCCUGGAAGUGAUUGCGCACCCAUUUUAAGAUUGCAGGCUCAUUAAGGCCGCCUUGUUAGUGGCUCUCAUUGUCGUGAAUAUUUCUUGUCGUGUCAGGAGCGUGGAGGUGUUCAUCUGUCCGAAAAACCAGGAUGAAUCAUCUCACGAUGAGCUGCCUUUUGUGCGACCGCGAUUUCACAAUAUCGGUUUUUGUUAGCGCUUCCAUUCACUUACAUGGAAAACGAUCCUUGUGACUGGCGACGGACGUUAACUAAGAAAGAUCGUGACAUGCUGAUCACACGCUAAGUUCCGCAUAUUGUUUGAUAAUUGCCUUUUUACUUUACAUUAACCUUGCUUUUGGUGUCAAACUAGCAAAAUACGGCAAGGCCUGUCACAGAGGGCUAUGUGUAAGCGAUCUCUCUGCUGUCUGUUUAGAAAAAACGAAAAAAAACCCUAAAAACUAAAGCAUCUCUUUGCAGAAAACUCAUGGCUCUAUGUGCCGCACUGUGUUUACUGACUUCACCUACAUGAUUUAAUAAAUUAGCACUGUGUAUCCUUUCAAAAACAAAGAAGGAACGAGAAUUAGCUGUUUCCUAACUUUCUUUACAUUUAUCAUCGUGCAAAAAAAGUGCUGCUUAAAACGGCAUUAGAUAACCAUAUUUCUAUAUUAAUAUUAUGUAUGUACAGUAUAUAUUUACAGAAUUGUAAGUAUAUGAUUUUGAAAUGAUUUAGAAAUCGCUCUAAGGUACUAGCAGAGUUUACAAAAUGGAUUCUAGAAGAUUCUAGAACUGUGCUAAUGUAAAAUAUGAGUGCAGAACACACACAACCUAACUGCUCUUUCAGUACUUGUGCUGUACAUGACAUUUGUUUUUACUCUGAUUCCUCAGAUUAAAAAAAAAGAAGAAGAAAAAACGCUCAUCUUUUCCCUCAUAGAAA
Molecule: messenger RNA, 3590 nt
Organism: Puntigrus tetrazona (Sumatra barb)
Lineage: Eukaryota; Metazoa; Chordata; Actinopteri; Cypriniformes; Cyprinidae
Gene: vps26bl
Product: vacuolar protein sorting 26 homolog B, like
Exons: 6
Coding region: 262-1260 (332 amino acids)
Biological process (GO): intracellular protein transport; retrograde transport, endosome to Golgi
Cellular component (GO): retromer complex; endosome
Source: RefSeq, a predicted model, not a curated record